Nerophis lumbriciformis (worm pipefish) is the source of this 2592-nucleotide messenger RNA. Lineage: Eukaryota; Metazoa; Chordata; Actinopteri; Syngnathiformes; Syngnathidae. The record is from RefSeq and is a predicted model, not a curated record.
AUGAAGUGGCUGGGCGAAUCCAAGAACAUGGUAUUAAAUGGCAGGCGACAUGGAAACAAGCUAACCAGCGAGCAAACUUUGAGUCAGUCUCGGUCCCAGCAUUCACAGCGGGCCUCUCUGCGUCACAGCAAAACGCACUCCAGAAACCGGCGAUGUAGCCGUAGGUUUCAUGCAACCAGCCUGGAGGCUGAGAGGCGAUAUGUGCCCUCCUCAGGAAUGACUGCUAAGGAGCUCUGUGAGAACGAUGACCUAACCACCAGUCUAAUAUUAGAUCCUUACCUGGGCUUUCAGACUCACAAAAUGAACACCAGAUUCCGGCCCGUAAAGGGAAGACAGGAGGAGUUGAAGGAAAUUAUUGAACGCUUCAAAAAACACGAUAAUCUGGAGAAAGCAUUCAGAGCCUUGAUAUCAGGAGACUGGUCCCGAAAUCUUUUUCUUCACAAGACGAAAUCUCAAGAAAAGCUAUUCAAACAACAUGUAUUUGUGUAUUUGCGGGUGUUUGCCACUGACAGCGGGUUUGAGAUUCUUCCAUGUAAUCGCUAUUCAUCGGAGCAAAAUGGAGCUAAAAUUGUGGCAACUAAAGAAUGGAAAAGAAACGAUAAGAUCGAGUACUUAGUGGGGUGUAUUGCCGAGCUUUCGGAGAGUGAAGAAAACAUGCUGCUGCGGCAUGGAGAGAAUGAUUUCAGUGUCAUGUAUUCUACUCGCAAGAACUGUGCACAGCUCUGGCUGGGACCAGCUGCUUUUAUCAAUCAUGAUUGUCGCCCAAACUGCAAGUUUGUGUCGACAGGGCGGGACACUGCCUGUGUGAAGGUGCUGAGGGAUAUUGAACCGGGCGAGGAAAUCUCUUGUUACUAUGGAGAUGGAUUUUUUGGGGAAAACAAUGAAUUUUGUGAAUGCUACACCUGUGAACGACGUGGCACUGGUGCUUUCAAAUCCAAAGCUGGACUGCCUGUCGAGGUUCCGGUGAUCAACAGCAAAUACGGAUUGAGGGAGACGGACAAACGUCUUAACCGUCUGAAGAAAUUAGGAGAAGGAAACCGGAGUUUGGACUCUCACUCUGUAGGCUCCCACACUGAUGUAGACUCUCAGGAAUCGCCAAAAACACAUCAAUCCGCCAGAAAAAGAUCAUCUGGCCUCAAGUAUAAAAACAGGACUCAAACAAGACAGACCCUGUCAAGAGCCCUGACUACCUCAUGUUCAAAACAAGGACGUGUAAACAACAAUAGGGUACCAAAGAGACUAAAAACCCAAUCAAAGCCUUCAUUAAGUAAAGUCCAGUUGAGGAGUCGCCGAAGGGUCAUAGAGCCCAAGGCGUUGGCCAAAGGUGAAACUUGCCAGCUGGGUCUCAGGGACUCGAAGGCGUCACUGUCUAAAGGUGUCUCCAUAAAGAAGGAGAAGGAUGCGCAGGAGCUGGUCCAAAAGACGCUUGGCCAGCGGGGAUGCUUGACACGCCAUGCUGCAAAGGAAAAUGUUAAUCUAACCAUUGGGCAACAUAGUAAGACUUGCCUGUCUCAAACAUACAGAACUCGCAGGUCCACGAGGACCCUUGUCAAAGCCCAAGAAACAACAGGCGGUGUCAAACUAGAUUCCAGUGCUAUGCACGACUUGAGCCCUGUCUCUGGCGCAGUGGUCAUUAAAUCAGAGCCAUUGGACAUGGAAGAGUACCUCCAUCAAGGGAUAGGUCUGCAGCAGCCAGAAUUGGAUCCUGGCUACGACCAACGCGGUUCAUGCGCGAGACUGAAGCGGCCGACACGGCUCGGUCCGGAACGAACAAUUAAGUGCGAGGACUCGUACGGUGAGCCCUUUAUGCCCAUGGCAUCUGGUCACACCGCCAACUACUCUGACUGUGGGAAGGUUCUGUUGAGCUUUUCUGAUCGGCACAGAGACUUGAACGGAGUUGCCAACGGCAGAAAAUCCCUCCACAGGGACAAAGCUAAAAGUAGCUGUCGCUCACAGGACAAGGGGAAAAGAAAGCGCCGGAUCACUCGUUAUGAUGCACAGUUGAUCCUGGAAAACACGACCGGUCUCCCUAAACUGACGCUUCGCCGACGGAGAGACAGUAGCAGCAGCAAGACCAAUGAUCCUAACGAUGUCAUCGGUUCUUCGGGACUUUCUGCUUCGUCAGUGACAUCCGCUGCUUCCAGCAAGAUUAGCAUCAAGUUCAGCAAGGACCAUGAUAAGGACAAAGGCAGCUCAUAUAUAGCCAAGCUUAGUAACGGUUUUGCCCCUGUGGUCCACAGUAACGCAACAAAGCUAAAGAUACAGCUGAAGAGAGAGGAUGAUGCACGGAGGAUAUCCCAGAUGAAGACGGACCAGGUGACCUUUAGUGGUGACAUGGGACAGAGUCUUGAGGCCAGAAGUGGUGGACAUCGGACCCAACAGAUUAUGGCUGAACCAUCAUCUGACGAAAACGAUGCGGACGGUGAUGACGACGAAGAUGAUGAUGAUGACUACUUUGACAAUGAGUUCGAAGAUGAUUUCAUUCCACUUCCCCCGGCAAAACGGCUGCGACUCAUUGUCGGUAAAGACUCAAUUGAUAUCGAUAUCUCCUCCAGGAGGAGAGAGGAUCAGUCCUUGAGGCUAAACGCAUAG